AGAUGUCAGGGUGCUGAUUGACUUCUUCUGCAAUAUUAUUCUAAAGUAUUACCACCAUGAACAGGAAUACAGACUCCUUGUAUGCAAGGGGGAAAAGUGUGUCAGAAGAGGCCCUUCAUUCCAAAACUGAAGAAGAUCAUAUUUUCCAAGAGAUUGAACCAUGCCCAGUAAGGAGACUUUCUUGCCGAGCCAUCCAUCUUCCUCCUCUGGCCUUCAGACUUGCAGAACAAACAGAAUUGGAGAGGAAAUUUGAUUCAGAGAAUCCACAAAGGCCAAUCUCCUUAGCACUCAGGAUCCCCCCACUAAUUGCAAUCACAGCUGCGGAGAACACCAGGUAGGAUUGUGUUUCCAUUUCAGAAACCUGCAGCUGAUCUCUAAAGCAAGGGUAGCUAAUCAUAAUAUAGAAUCAGCCUUUAUACUGCACUAGCUGGAACUAAC
Molecule: messenger RNA, 438 nt
Organism: Xenopus laevis (African clawed frog)
Lineage: Eukaryota; Metazoa; Chordata; Amphibia; Anura; Pipidae
Product: cAMP-specific 3',5'-cyclic phosphodiesterase 4D-like
Exons: 2
Coding region: 57-338 (93 amino acids)
Source: RefSeq, a predicted model, not a curated record